Messenger RNA from Corylus avellana, 933 nucleotides. Lineage: Eukaryota; Viridiplantae; Streptophyta; Magnoliopsida; Fagales; Betulaceae. The record is from RefSeq and is a predicted model, not a curated record.
AUGCCAUACGUAAAAAGGAAGAGACUCAUAGAAUGGCAGAGGCAAAUAGAGCUUAUACCUUUACAUACAUGGUUACCAGACACCCAUGGAGAGGCACAUUACAGUACUUGUAUGCUUCUAGCCAGAAUUUUAUUAAAAAUGGGAGCGUAUGGAUUGGUUCGGAUUAAUAUGGAAUUAUUGCCCCGCGCUCAUUCUCUAUUUGCUCCCUGGUUGAUUAUAGUAGGCACAAUUCAAAUAAUCUAUGCAGCUUCAGCAUCUCCCGGUCAACGUAAUUUAAAAAAAAGAAUAGCCUAUUCCUCCAUAUCUCAUAUGGGUUUCAUAAUUAUAGGAAUUGGCUCUAUAAGUGAUAUGAGCCUCAAUGGAGCCAUUUUACAAAUAAUCUCUCAUGGCUUUAUUGGCGCUGCACUUUUUUUCUUGGCGGGAACGAGUUUUGAUAGAAUACGUCUUGUUUAUCUCGACGAAAUGGGCGGAAUGGCGAUCCCGGUUCCAAAAAUAUUCACGACUUUCAUUAUCUUAUCGAUGGCUUCCCUUGCAUUACCGGGGAUGAGUGGUUUUGUUGCAGAAUUAAUAGUAUUUUUGGGACUAAUUACCAGCCAAAAAUUUUUUUUAAUAACAAAAAUACUAAUUACAUUUGUAAUGGCAAUUGGAAUGAUAUUAACUCCUAUUUAUUCAUUAUCUAUGUUACGCCAAAUGUUCUAUGGAUACAAGUUUUUUAAUGCUCAAAACUCUUAUUUUUUUGAUUCUGGACCGCGAGAGUUAUUUGUUUCGAUCUCUAUCCUUUUACCAGUAAUAGGUAUUGGUAUUUAUCCGGAUUUCGUUUUCUCACUCUCAGUUGACAAGGUCGAAGAUAUUAUAUCUAUCUAUUUUUAUAGAUAAUUUUCAUGAAUAAAAUAAAAAAUCAAACAGCAAUCCUAUACUAAUGCUAUACUAUAA